This is a messenger RNA of Hypoxylon trugodes, 5327 nucleotides long. RefSeq names its product kinesin-domain-containing protein. The coding region runs from base 195 to 5168 and encodes 1657 amino acids. Gene Ontology annotation, molecular function: microtubule motor activity; ATP binding; microtubule binding. Lineage: Eukaryota; Fungi; Ascomycota; Sordariomycetes; Xylariales; Hypoxylaceae. The transcript has 3 exons. Gene Ontology annotation, biological process: microtubule-based movement; mitotic spindle organization. The record is from RefSeq and is a predicted model, not a curated record.
CGUGCUUCGGAUGAAGAUGGUGGUCGCACUGCCGUGAAAGUUGGUAAGUAUUUGUCGCCGAUCUUUAAUAUUCCCUAAAAAUUUUAAAAAUUCGAUAACCAUAUUAACAUUGUUACUUAGCUGUUCGAGUACGACCGCCGCUAAAGCCUACCGAUCCUGGUUUUGAACUCAUUCCGCAGCGAUUCCAACGAUCCAUGGUCCAAACAACCUCUAACACAGGUAUUGCCAUUGAUGCGCCACAAGGAAAAAAGCUGUUUGUUUUCGAUCGUGUUUUCGGACCCGACAUUAACCAAGAAGGAAUUUGGGAAUACUUACAAGACAGUGUCUCUGCUUUUCUUCAGGGUUACAAUGUUUCCCUUCUGGCUUAUGGCCAAUCCGGCGCCGGAAAGUCCUACACAAUGGGCACGUCUGGGCCCGCGGAGCAAGGUGAUCUUGAGGUAAUGGGUGUGAUCCCGCGAGCUGCGAUGGCUCUAUUUGAGAAGUUGGACGGCCCCCCACGAAACUCGAAUCGCAGUUCCAUGUCCCAGCUCAGAACGCCUGCGCGAUAUUCGGUACAAUCCCCUGCACCAAAGGCUGAAAAAGACUGGCAAUUGAAAGCAACUUAUGUAGAAAUCUACAAUGAACAAUUGCGCGAUUUGCUUGUACCUGAUCACCUUCAGCCAUACGAACGAAGCAACGUUACUAUUCGAGAAGACCAAAAGGGUAAUAUCAUCCUCACUGGCCUACAGCAAGUCGAAAUCAAUUCCGUGGACGACUUGAUGAAUGCUUUGAACUUUGGUUCUACAAUCCGACAAACCGAUGCGACCGCUAUCAACGCCAAAUCUUCGCGAUCCCACGCCGUCUUUAGUUUGAACCUAGUACAGCGCAAGAGCAAGUCGCAAAGUAGCCAAGGAGCUAACAAGAGAUUUUCCGUUCCACUAGAGGCUAUGACCGGAACCGAUACCUGGGUCACGACUGACAGCAAAUUGCACUUCGUCGAUUUGGCCGGUAGCGAACGUCUGAAGAAUACCGGUGCACAAGGAGAGCGGGCCAGGGAAGGUAUCUCUAUCAAUGCUGGUCUCGCUGCUCUCGGCAAAGUUAUAUCUCAGCUCUCGUCCCGACAAGCCGGGUCUCACGUCUCCUACCGUGAUUCGAGAUUAACCAGGCUACUUCAAGAUUCCUUGGGUGGAAAUGCUAUUACUUACAUGAUCGCCUGUGUAACGCCCGCAGAAUUCCACCUAAGUGAAACUCUUAACACGGUACAAUACGCACAGAGGGCCCGAGCAAUCCAAAGCAAACCUAGAAUUCAGCAAAUCGAGGAGGGCGAUAAGCAGGCGAUUAUUGAGCGCUUAAAGGCUGAGGUAGCAUUCUUGCGCGAACAGAUCCGGAGUGCGGAACGUGGUGGGGGCGAACGACGCAAUGUUACGACAAACGAGAGGUCCGAGCGACAGAACGAACGGGAGACGGAAUUGCAAAACCAGCUCCUGGACGCACAGGAAAGUUAUAACACCCUGAGCCAACGACAUGCUAAGCUCAUUGCCGAAAUGGCAAAGGCCAGAGAUAACGAAGAAGCUGAGAAGUUAUAUGCAGAGGAAAAUGUUGAUGAUACAGCAACAGAGAGACUGAAUCGCUCGAACUCUUUCGCCCAGGCAGUGGAGGGAGUUGUCCUGGAGUAUGAAAAGACGAUUCAGACGCUUGAACAGUCUCUCACUAGUACACGGACCACCUUAUCUAACACAGAGGCUAACUUACUCGAGAAGGAGUCCAAGUGCGCUUACGUUGAAACCAUCAACACCCAAUUGCAAGCUCGUUUGCAAAAACUCAUGGAUCGUGAAGUCAACACAGAAAGCUACCUUCAUGACCUGGAAGCGAAGCUCGACGGCCACACAUCUGGCGAGGAGAAAAAUGCCACCAUCGUUCUAGAAUUGCGAAAAGAAAUUGCGCGUGUCAGAGAAAACGAGGCAGCAUGCGAGGAUUACAUUUCUACUUUGGAAGAAAGGCUCGCCGAGUCAGAUCAAGACCAAGAAAUCAUGCAACGAGAAAUUGAUCGCCUUGAGCAAGUCAUCGAACGCCAACGAAGCCUCGGCAAGCUUGACAGUCUUCUUUACGAACUCGAUCAUGUCCAGCAGGAUAAGCAAUCCGAUGCUCAGUCUGAGCAUAGUAAUGGCAUCGGACACCGUCGUACCUACUCGGAGCGAUCGGUCAAGAGCCAUGCCAGUCGACCAAGCCUAGGUGUUAGAGGCGUCCUGCCCGAAGUCGCCGAAGGCACUGAAGAAGACGCGAGUGAGCAUGCCUACUCGGAGGAGAUCCCCAAGGACACCCAGGCGACCGAGAAACCUGCAGGGGAUAUAGAUGAAGAAUCGAUACCUUUAGACCAUGUGCCGCAGAGUCCAGCGCAAAACCAGUUUGUUGCUGAUAAGCUCGAGAACGUUAGUGAGGAACUCGUUGCACUACGUGUUGAACAUGAAUCGACCCUCAACGAGUACGAUAUGCUACACGCCAGGUACGAAGAAACCGUCCGCGAAUUAAGAGAGCUACGAGAUCAAGUCGACGAAGCAAGACACCCCAAUCAUCAGCGCGAUUCUCUCCUAUCGGUCACUUCCCCGAACCUGACAAGGCCCUCGAGUUUUUUAUCCGAUCUGAGGUCCAGCGACGCCAAAGAUGGAACACACUUGUCGCGAUCGCUCUCCUCGGAAUUAUCCUCAGCUAUGGAUUCCCCUACUACUACCGACAUUCCGGAGACUGAAGUACCGAAAGCUACCGAGUCAAGGGAAACACUUGUAGCUGAAACGGUCAGCAAUGACAACAGUGAAGCAUUGGCUGCUGAGCUAGAAAGGCUCAAGUUGUUGGCCGACGAGAAGCAAGCUGCCGAGAAGGAACUUGCCGAUAAAUAUGCCCAGCUAGAAGAGAAGCACCAAGAGACGCUGGACAUAGUGGAAGAGUUGAAGACUGAGGUGGCAAAGGCCAAAUAUGCGGAACCACCCUCUCCACGAACAGCAACGCCAGUAAUUCGUCGCAAGUCUAGCCAAAAUAUGCUGGUCAUUGACCGAGCACAUCGAUCGUUCGCGACGCUGAGAAAUCUCGCCGCCGAGAAUUUCGAGGAGCAGCCCGACAUCAUGCAGAACUUUGACCUUAAUCUUAACGCUGCUAUGCACGAAUUGCAUGCUAGAUCCGAGCGCAUUCAGGAGCUUGAAGCUGACGUAGCUACUGCCAAGAAAGAGAUGGAGAUAAAGAUGACUAUCAUUUCGGGAUUGACGCGUGAGAGAUCCAGUUUGAAAUCUAGUCCCAUGGACAUUUCGAUAGUUACAAAUUUAAGGGAACAGCUAGAGAGAAACGAGCAGCAACUCAAGGGGAUGAAAGAUGCUCACGCCGCUCGCGAAAAAGAACUCUUAGCCGAACUAGAAGCCCUGCGUACAUCAGUCGGUGAUGCUGCAGAAGUUCAAUCGAUGUCCGUUGUGCAGACCCAGAGCCAGGGUACUCAAAACGGUGAUUUGCAUGCUGCCCAGGAUGAGAAGAUUGCUCACCUUGAAGCCGAGCUUUCCAGCUGGGAGGCCAAGCAUCAAGCUGCCUUGGAGGCUAUGCAGACAACAGAAGUACAGAUGAAGAAGGCCAUCAACGACCUUGAAUCGGAAGUCGCAACCGUUAAUGCCCAGCUGAAUGAGUCUCGAAAGCAAGCAAGGGGCGACGAGGAAUCUAAAGAAGCGGAGAGCGAACACGAAAAUCUCAUCACUACGCUUCGUAGCGAAAUCAGUGGGUUCAAGGCAAUUAUCGACAGUAAUGUUGCCAAGGUUGCUGAACUGGAGAAAGCACAUGCUCUAGCCAAGGAACAACUCGAUGAAGCCUCUAAAGCACGGGAUAUUGCAUCUGCAGAAUCUCGCGGUUACCAAGGUCUUGUUGGCCAACUUGAGGGCCAGAUCGCUGAACAUGAGAAGACUCUCAGGGCCCAUGAAGAGAGCCUAGCCCAGCUACACGAAGAGCAUGCUAAGGAAGUUGAAGCGAUUAGAGCCAGCUCGAAGGAAGAAUACGAUGCUCAAGUCAAUGAGCUCAUGCUGGAACAUGCCGAAAACGUCAAACUAUUGGAAAGUGAUGCUGCAGAGGCGCGCGAUGAGCUUAUGAAGGUUGCUACCCAAGUCGCUUUUGCGCUAGGCCUUGAAGUCAGUGUGGAGAAGAUCAGUGAACGUAUUGAGGAUUUGAUCGCGGACCAAAAGGCUCUAAGUGUUGAACAACAGAAGUCAACCGAGCUAGAGAGUCACAUAGACGAACUGACAGCGAUCAACAAUACGAUCAUGCGUGAUCUAGAAGCCGUGAAAUCCUCCUUAAACGACAUGGUUCACCUAGAGGGGGACAAUUUAAAGAGUCCCUACCCCUCCGUUUUGGAACAACUUGCAGCUGUCAAGAAGCGGAUGACCGAUCUAGAAAACAGGAAUAAGAAACAUUCCCGUCUAGUGGAGGAACUGGAGGACCAACUCCAGACUAACUACGACCAAGCCCAGAUCACGAACAAUCGAUUGUCUACUUUGCAGACAGAGCGUCACAUGCAAUUAGAGGAGGCCAACACGGCUAGAGCUAAGGCGCAGGCCGAGUUGGAGACCGUUCGGGAAGAGAUGGCCAUUCUCCAGGCUCGCAUGGACGAGUUCACUACCAAUGUCGAUGGACCAAAACGAACCAGCUCAACGAGCUCGCAAGUUCGCAAGACAGCUUCCGUCGUUUCCUUGCCGUCUCCUCCACCUGCCAUUCCACUCCCACCUCUGCCCCCUACUGGUGCGACUUCACCCACCCAGGGUGUUCCGCCCACCCCAACAGGUGGUCGCCCUACAAGCCACGAUUUGGCUCUCGCCCAGAUUCGGGAAGACCAAGAAGCUCGUAUUCAAAGCAUCGAGCGACACCUUAAAGCUGAGAGGCAGCUUACUUCUACUUUAGAAGAGGCCCUAACUGAUCUCGAAGGUCAAUCGAAGAAGAUCAAGGCCGACUGCGACGCGUGGAAGAAACGAGCGCAAGAGCUGGAAACAGAGGUUAAAGAACUUAAGGAGCGACCGCAACAAGAUAACCGAUGGCGCGAUAGUCUUCACCAGAUCGAAGAGGAGCGUAAGAAGCGCCAAGACGCCGAGAGGGCUAGAACCCAUCUCGAGGAGCGCAUGAACGCGAUCAACAACAAGAAAAAGAAGAAGGGUAGCCUCAACUGCUUUUAGUCACAGUGUUGGCGCGAAUUUCUUAUAUAUGCCCUUUUAAUAUUCGUUUCGAUGGUGCUAACGUGCCUUCUACACUCUGGGUUCGUUGGCCGUUUCAUCAUCUACUUAGGAUCCCAAUGUGUCCGGCUAUUUGAGCAGGUGGUCUACAUCUUGCAAGGA